This is a messenger RNA of Bactrocera neohumeralis, 1538 nucleotides long. It is a transcript of the gene E(spl)m3-HLH, whose product is annotated as enhancer of split m3 protein. Gene Ontology annotation, biological process: regulation of neurogenesis; anterior/posterior pattern specification; regulation of transcription by RNA polymerase II. Bases 189 to 962 code for a protein of 257 amino acids. NCBI's taxonomy places the organism in Eukaryota, Metazoa, Arthropoda, Insecta, Diptera, Tephritidae. Gene Ontology annotation, molecular function: DNA-binding transcription factor activity, RNA polymerase II-specific; protein dimerization activity; RNA polymerase II cis-regulatory region sequence-specific DNA binding. The transcript has a single exon. The record is from RefSeq and is a predicted model, not a curated record. Gene Ontology annotation, cellular component: nucleus.
UGUUGGCUCAUUUUGAAACCGACACGCGAACCAGAAACAACUUAUAAACGCUAAGCUCACUUGUGUCUCCCAACGGAGUUCCCAAAAUCACGGAUAACGAAAGAACGCGUACGCAAAUUUAAAUUUAAAUAAAUAUAGAAUUCAACCAAAGCACAGUUGCAACGCGCAAUAUAAAAUAAAUAAAAACAAUGGUCAUGGAAAUGUCCAAAACCUAUCAGUACCGCAAGGUGAUGAAACCACUGUUGGAACGCAAAAGACGCGCGCGCAUCAACAAGUGUCUCGACGAUCUCAAGGAUCUGAUGGUGGAGUGCCUGCAGCAGGAAGGUGAACAUGUAACGCGUCUCGAGAAAGCCGACAUACUCGAACUAACGGUCGAACACAUGCGUAAGCUGAAACAACGCGGCAGUCUUUCGCUACAAUCUCAGGCUAGCGCGCAUAUCGAGUCCUUUCGCUCCGGCUACGUGCAUGCGGCAGAUCAAAUCUCACAAGUACUACUGCAACAGUGUCAAGCGGAUGAGUUGGGCGGCAAAAUUAUGAAAUUCCUCUCGACGCGUCUCAUCGAAAUGCAACAUCAAUUGCUGCGCAGCUCAACGGUGACCGCCAUCGGCGCAAUGCCACCAACAACCGCCUGCACGAAUGCCAACCUGUUGCCGUUGCCGUUAACACUGCAAAUGCCAAUGCCGUCGGCAAAUUACAAUUACAGUGAAUGCGGUGAAUCGUUGGGCUCACUAGAGUCACCGACCAGCGCCAAGUCGCCAAUAGAUUACUACAGUGCUGUUAGUGAGGCGGCGCAUAGAUCCUAUGCUACUGCUGCGGCUGUGGCUGCUGCAGCGACAAGCACAUGCAAGGAGCAGGAUCUCAUCGAUGUGACGACGGUGGAUAGUAGCUGUUCGACGCGCGAUACCGCCUCCGUUGUGUCCGUGGAUUCCUGCUCAUCCGAUCCGAUGUGGCGUCCCUGGUGACUAGCGGUGCACCAUUAGUUAAGGCUUUAGUUGUAGUUGUAUAAUACACGCACACACACAUACACAAUUGGAAUGAAAUUGUAUCAACAGAAUCGUCUGUCUUCCAAGGCGCACGUAGCAGGCGUGGGCUGGCGCUGUGGCCCCUGAACCAAUCGUCGCAACGUGUUUCGCCACACACACACUCACACAUAUGCAGUGCACACUUUGCUUUACUUGUUGUCUGUGAUAUAAUAUAAUAUUACUUGUAUGCAUAAAAGUGUUUGAAUGCAUCAUUACAAAGUUCAGCGUCAUCUGCUUUAUUUAUUGUAUAAUUUAGCGCGUUCAGAACAAAUAAUUUAUAUUUUGUUUAUUUUAAUUAAUUGUAAGCUUUAUUUGAACUAUAAGUGCUGUAAUGUCAAACAAAAAAUCGAAAUGAAUAUUUGUUUUGUAAGUUGUCAGCAAUCUAUGGAAGUGAACUGGUAUUCCUCUAACUGGUAUCAAGCUUUAACGGCAAAUGCCAAAUACCUAAUUCCUGAAGUUACAUACAUAACACAUAAUAUUUAAAAUAAAUUGAGAAUUAAUGCCUGAAUUUUUAAA